GCCCCACAAGUUAAUGAUUGCUGUCCCAGAAACUAUGUGAAGUGAGAUCCAACAUUCCUCCCGCCCGGUCUGCCCUGUGCUCCGGCUCUUUAAAACCCUCGCUCUCCCCCACUUCUUUAUCACUUCCACCUAUCCAGCUCUUCCCAAUCUCCACCGUGCCCCCAGUUCCAGCUCCACACAAUACACAUACACGCACGGCCGAUCGAUCUAUCGAUAGAGAAACAAGAAGAAGCUAGUAUAAGGAAGAGACGAUCAAUGAUGGAGAGGGCCGAGGACUUAGGGCUCAGCCUCAGCCUCAGCUCGUCGCUCGCCGCUCCUCGCACUCACCAUGUCUCCGCCAUGCUGCUCCGCUCUCCAGAGAAGAGGUUCCUGGAGAUGCCACUGCUACCGGCAAAGCGGAGCGAGGUCACGGCUGAGGAGGGCCUGCUGCGCGGCGGCAGCGACGAGGAGGACGGCAGCUGCGGCAUCGACGGCUCCAGGAAGAAGCUCCGGCUUUCCAAGGACCAGUCGGCCGUGCUCGAGGACAGCUUCCGGGAGCACCCCACUCUGAACCCUCGUCAGAAGGCAGCCUUGGCGCAGCAGCUCGGCCUGCGGCCCCGGCAGGUGGAGGUGUGGUUCCAGAACAGACGCGCGAGGACGAAGCUGAAGCAAACGGAGGUGGACUGCGAGUUCCUGAAGCGCUGCUGCGAGACACUGACGGAGGAGAACCGGCGGCUGCAGAAGGAGGUGCAGGAGCUCCGCGCGCUCAAGCUCGUCUCGCCGCACCUCUAUAUGCACAUGUCCCCGCCCACCACCCUCACCAUGUGCCCCUCCUGCGAGCGCGUCUCCUCCAGCGGCGCCAACUCCACCGGCGCCGCGGCGUCGUCAGACCGACGCGCCGGCGGCGCCAUCAUCAGCACGGCCGCCGCCGCCGCCGAAGGCGCCGCCAUCUGCCACCGCCCGAUCGCCGUCCGGCCGCAGCAGUCAUGACGGCGAGAGCGACCGGUCGAUAGAGAGCUAGCCACCAGUAGCUACUACUACUACUACUAGCAUACUACACUAGCAGCUAGAGCUGUACACCGUACGUGUGUAAGCCAACACAACAGUCUGCGCAUUUAUUCGAUAGUGCAAACUGUUUCUUGAGUUCCUCCUUAAUCUUCUUCUUCA
Messenger RNA from Setaria italica (foxtail millet), 1146 nucleotides. RefSeq names its product homeobox-leucine zipper protein HOX17. The record is from RefSeq and is a predicted model, not a curated record. Gene Ontology annotation, biological process: regulation of DNA-templated transcription. The transcript is spliced from 4 exons. The coding region runs from base 256 to 969 and encodes 237 amino acids. NCBI's taxonomy places the organism in Eukaryota, Viridiplantae, Streptophyta, Magnoliopsida, Poales, Poaceae. Gene Ontology annotation, molecular function: DNA-binding transcription factor activity, RNA polymerase II-specific; sequence-specific DNA binding.